Molecule: messenger RNA, 714 nt
Organism: Trematomus bernacchii (emerald rockcod)
Lineage: Eukaryota; Metazoa; Chordata; Actinopteri; Perciformes; Nototheniidae
Gene: spp2
Product: secreted phosphoprotein 2
Exons: 6
Coding region: 69-638 (189 amino acids)
Biological process (GO): bone remodeling
Cellular component (GO): extracellular region
Source: RefSeq, a predicted model, not a curated record
GGCUGCUAGAAAAAAAUCUGGAUAUAUUUAGAAGUCAGAAAAUGAAAGACAGGUUUUAAGUUUUGGAGAUGAAGUCCUACGUGCUUCUGUUGGCGCUGCUGCAGGCUGUGCGAUGCUCAGGAGUCCCUCUGUAUAACUCUGAGCUGGGGGCCAUGGCAGACAGGGGGCUCACAGCAGCUCUAGCCAGGGUCAACUCUGUGUACGCUGUCAGCCAUCUUUACCGGGCGACUCGAGGCUCCGUCACAAAGGUGAUUCCCAUGCGCCUGAACACCAUAGACCUGCAGAUGGUGUUUGGCAUUAAAGAGACGCAGUGUGUGAAGGCUUCAAGACACGACCCCCAGACAUGUGCCUUCAGACCCGGAUUCUUUGUGCCGACCUUCUCCUGCUCCAGUCGGCUUCGAGUGUCGGCCAACUCCACCCAGGUGGUGUCUCUCAAAUGUGGCCGUGACUCUUCCUCCAGCUCCAGCUCCAGCUCUGAGUCCAGUGAGGAGAUGUUCUCAAGAGGGAGACACCAGUUCAACAUCCCAUUUGCAAAUCAAGUCACAACUCCUCCACCCGUCCUGCCUGCUCGCUCCAUCCAAAAACAGACGGAAGACGACCAGACUCGAGGUGACACGUUCACCAGCUACCUGGUGUGAGACUUCAGCUCACUCUGGAAACUUAGUGCUGAUCAGAAGACAAACUGGAAGUAAAAACUGAAUUUGCACACCGUGA